AUGGUCUCUGGGACGCUUGUUGAUGCUCUCGUGUCUCCUUCGCGUACUGUCGAAGAGCUUUAUACAAAGGCCUGUAAGGAAGGGAAGACAAAUGACCUCCCAGUUAUUGUUAGAGAGCAUUUCUCUUCGAUAUUUGCGGGCAACGCGCUCGACCAGAUCCCGCUUCUGAAUACGGUGCAUCCACCGAGUGCGUUUGCACCGAACUCCUUGGUCAGAUUUCGUGCCAUGGUGCAAGAUACUUCCUGUUCGCCGGAGAUGUACCUUUGCUCUUCGAACGGGUUAGCCUGUGCAGGUUGGGGUUUGGAUGCUGAUGAAGAGACUGUGGAACAACUUCAGGCGCACGCAGACUCCAAUGCUCUGAGAGAGCGAGACGUGUUAUGGGCUGUGAACAUCCCUGGUGAAGGCCAUUGGUGCGACUCAUCCCGAAAUACUCCGGGAGCGACCUCGCAAAGCAAAUCUCACAAGUUUCCUUUACCUGAUGCUGCGCAUAUAGCCAUUCAACUUAAGAUCUAUGACAAUACUGCGGAUUCAUUAAAGCCCACAAACAUACACGAAUUUAUUGGUGUGCUGACAUCUGAGCCCGUUCAUUCAGAAUUCGCUGAGGAAUACGAUGCACCAACGUUGCAUAUAAUUUUCCACCGCACGUUACCCAAAACAAUGACCCUGUCUCUACCAUCUGAGACAGAGAGCUUGCGAGUAGAAAGUAUCCGAGAUUCAUUGCUCAACUGGAUGUCCUCUGAAGCAUUUGGCGGGGAUCACGACGCAGCAGAGUGGAUCUUGCUGAGUUGUCUGUCCUCCGUUGAAUCCCGCAAUCCUCCACUCUUUCCGUUGUCUGUAACACUCUCAGAACUACCGAAACCGGAUGCUGAAGAUAUUCCGGCCAUCUCUCAUGUGUUAUCAGAAUUACUUUCUCUGUACUUCCUUCUUCCGCUGAGUCUGAAGCUGUUGAAUGAAAGAAGUUUCGUUCCCGAGAGCAAAGACGAGGACCUCCACGCAGGCAUUUUGCAAGUUCCUAGUGACACAACCAUAGUCGUUACGGAGACAGGUAUCGCCGAAGGAAGCUUAGCGCAGAAGGGCAUAGAAAACGUUCAGGCACUUCAAGAAGUGGCAAAACUACAGACCCUUCAGUACAAAUUUCCGUUCAGCCAAUACUCCUUCCCGACAGAUAUCAAGUUUAUCACAGUCACGGAGGGAAAGAAGAGUUUAUUCCUCGAUUCAAACAUCACAAUCCCUAUACGGAGUAAAGCCUCGUCGGACCUGUACAAAGGGAAAGAAUCAAUAAACUGGCCAUCUCCCGAGACACUCUAUUCUUUCCGCGAUUACAUUGUCCGUGCCAAGUCUGCGAAAGUCACUGUGGGAGAACAAUUAUCGGAACAUAUCAAAAACGAUUUUGUGCGGGAGCGACAAAAAAAGGGCUCUAUUACGCCUGAUGACCUUACGCGAUGGAUGAUGAUAGCUAGGCUUAUUUCCUUGUCGAAGCUUGAAGGUGAAAUGACAAUGGAGACGUGGAACGCUGCCAAAGACCUGGACGCUCGUAGACAAACACGUUUGCGAUGA
Fomitiporia mediterranea MF3/22 is the source of this 1557-nucleotide messenger RNA. RefSeq lists its product as uncharacterized. The transcript is spliced from 10 exons. Gene Ontology annotation, biological process: DNA-templated DNA replication. Bases 1 to 1557 code for a protein of 518 amino acids. Gene Ontology annotation, molecular function: chromatin binding. Lineage: Eukaryota; Fungi; Basidiomycota; Agaricomycetes; Hymenochaetales; Hymenochaetaceae. The record is from RefSeq and is a predicted model, not a curated record.